AUCAUAAGACCCGGGGUCGAAGCGUCCGUGUCUCAUCGUUCGGCUGCAGCGUCCCAAAGCUCCCCGUUGUCGACCAUCUGAUUCUGCCGGGACUUUGGUUGCCUCGGUAGCCUACCUUGGGCUAGGACCAUGUCCCGCAACUGCGGUCUUACUCUCCCCCUCCUCACUCGGGGUUCGGCCUUUGCUCUGCUCUGCCUUUUAUUGGGAACUCUUGAGCUCAAUGCAUUGGAUGUUACUCUGAACAACUUUCAGGAUACCGUUUGCCUGCAUGCUGAAUGGCAGAUGAAUUUCACAAUAAAAUAUGAAACCGUAAAGUCUGGUCCCAAAACCGUAUCAGUUCAGGUCCCUACCAACGUAUCAUACAGUGGAAGUGAUUGCGGUACUGUUAACAAUAUCUCCCAAAUUCAAGUCCGAUUUGGAGCCAGUUUCUUUUGGAAUGUGAACUUUACCAGAGAGAAAUCCACUUAUUUCAUUGACUCCAUCUCCUUUUCCUAUAACACCAGUGAUAACGACACAUUUCCCGAUGCUAAAGAGAAAGGAGUAUUUACCACCAUUUUUGAAAUCAACACAGUUGAAAUUCCAUUGGGUGAUAUCUUUAGGUGUCAUAGUGAAAUUACAGUAAAACAGGAAAAUGUCACCCACACCUACUGGGAUAUCUUUGUACGUGCUUUUAUCCAGAACAACACAUCCGACUCACAAGAAUACGUCUGUGAUGAUGAUGAAUUCCUGACCACUGUAUCAACAAUUAUCCCUGCUACUGUGCCCGUUCCUACUACCAAACCUGUCCCAGAAGAAAAACCCUUUCCUGGUACCUAUUCUGUUAAAAAUGGGAGUGCUGUCUGUCUCUUGGCCACCAUGGGACUUCGUCUGAACAUCACCAAAGAUAAGGUCACUUCAGUUUUUAACAUUAACCCCAAUACCACGGAUUAUAACGGCCUGUGUCUUAAGGAAUCUGCCAUGUUGUGGUUGAACAACAGUGCCAUUGACUCUCUUGAAUUUCUGUUUGCUAUAAGAGAUGAAAACCGGUUCUAUCUGAAAGGGGUGAAUAUCAGCUUGCCUUUUGUAAAAGGUUCUGGGUUCGUUGCUGGCAAUAACAACCUUACCUGUUGGGAUGCCCCAUUAGGAAGCUCUUACAUGUGCAAGAAGGAGGAUGUCAUUGUAGUUUCUGAUUCAUUUAAAAUAAAUACUUUUGAUCUAAGAGUACAGCCUUUCAACGUGAUGGAAGGAAAGUAUGCCACAGCCCAAGAAUGCUUUGCUGACUCUGACCUGAACUUUCUUAUCCCAAUCGCAGUGGGUGUGGCCCUUGGCUUCCUUAUAAUUCUUGUCUUUAUCUCCUAUAUAAUUGGAAGAAGGAAAAGUCACACUGGCUAUCAGUCUGUGUAAUCACUUCAUCCUUCAUUGGCUUUCAUUUCUAACCAACCAAAGUUAACGUGUUUGCUACAUGGUGCGCUAGUUGUUGUUCUAGAGUCAAAAUUUCUUCCCUCCCGUGAGUUUACUAACCAGCUUUCAUGUGAGCGAGCCUUGUCCAAAACCAGAUGGGUUCUUUCCGUCCAAGCUGGAAUGUAAUUACUGAAGGAAAGAUUUGCUCCUUUAAAACAUUGUCUCUUAUGGAUCUUGUGGCUGGAUGUAUUCUCCAGUAUGGCAGAGCCCAAACCAUCCAUGCAUGACUCUUGUCCAGGUCCCUCGGCCAAUCUCGAGGGAGUCCGCCCAACGUGCCCAGGGCCUCCUGGCUCUCGCCGUUAGGCAACACUAUCCCUUAUCCCUCGUUCUUGCUGGAUACUCAGCCCGUCUCCCUUUCCAAUCCUCUAUCUCUUCCAUUUCCUCUUUUACACAGCUUUGUGCAUGUCACUCAUCGUUCCCAAUGUGCUGUGGCCCAUUUCUCCCCACUCUGUGUCUGUCUCUCCAUUCCCUUUUGGCUGACCCUCAAUUCUGAUUCCUUGGAAACUGAUUGAUGACAUGCUUUACUAUCAUAGCGCAUCGGUAUUCAGAAGAUGGGGUUUUAUUUCAGGGAGAAGCUUGGAGUCAUCGAAAGCUGGCACCAUCUCCCAAAUUUGAUCCAGGGGCUUAAAUGCAGAUUUAAGCUCUUAAGUCAAUUUCUCAACAGGCUUUUUUUAUUGAAGUUUUUUUUUUUUACUUUCAAAGUAUAUGCAAGGAUAAUUUUUCAACACUGACCCUUGAAAAACCUUGUGUUCCCAUUCAACGGGCUUUUAUUAAGCACUUACUAUAUGCCAGGCAAUGGUGCUAGGCUAGUGAUGCAAAGAAAGGCAAACAAAUCCGUCCAGAAACUUACGUUCUAAUGGAUCAGAUUGUUAAUGAUGGAAGGGACCUUCAAAGGUCAUUGAGUCCAGCCUUUUCAUUUUACCAGAGGGGAUACUUAAGCCCACUGAGAGGAAAUGAGCCAGUGUGGGAUGGUAUAAAGAGGACUGGAUUUGGAGUUAAAGGAAGUGGGUUCAAAUCCCACCUCAUAUACUUACUAGUCAUGUGUAUUUGAAGCAAAUCAGUUCACUUUCCUAAGUCUCAGUUUCCCUAUAUGUAAAAUGAGGGGGCUGUAUCUGAGGAUCCUUUAAAGGGAACGUUUCACAGUUCUACUUAAAUCUUGCUACUUUUCCCAAUGCACUUUGACAUUUCCCUCUCCACAAUGAAGAGGAGUGUUGUUAUUGAAUUAAGUUACUGCAGAAAGAGACGGAAUCUUGGCAAUUUCUCUGAUUUCAGACUUUAAAUUUAGUCCACGGCAAUGAUUCUCUCCAUACCCCCAAGAAGAUCAUUGUUAUUUUUCCAUUAAUGGAAUCUUGACCACUAUAUUAUGAUUGAGAGCAAAAGCCCGGCUGUUUUCUUUCUUACUAUGACCUGCUAGCUGUUGAUUAUUAUUGUUUUUAAAUAAACAUUACGUUGAUUGAUGAUCACCUUCUCUAAGAAGGAAAAUUGUGCCCCACUGAAUAUAGAAUAAAUUGAUUAUCUCACAUUUUGACCCCUGGGUAGAAUGAUAAAUAAAGAAUGACCUUUUUCAGUUUUUUAAGAGUUAUGUUUUGUAGGGAGGCAGUCUGUUUCCCUGGAAUGCCAAGUUACUCAGAAAGCUAAGUCCCCUUCUCUCAAUUCAUAUAGCGACUUGUGUGUUAUAAUUCUUUGUGAUUAAAUAGUUGUUUCAUUGAGGACUUUUUUGUUUGUUUGCAUGUGUUUUGGUUUCUUUUUUCUAAGCAGCUAGUGCUAAUCCCAGGGAUGACAUGCUCUGUAGACUGUCCUCAUUUUGAAUGUCCUGGAAAUUUGUUUCACUUGAUAGAUAUAUCCCUAUGGCAAGCCCAUUUGGCACCAGCCUUGGGGGGAAGGUACUCCCAGCCUCAUAUUUGCUUUACCGAUGGAGUGUCACAUUAUCCUUAUGUUUCCCUCGCCUUAAUCAUCACGAUGGGCCUGUGGUCUCACUUCUGCUAUUGUACAGAACACAUCCCUUUCACUUCUUGGAAUGUGCAGCUCUUGUCUGUAUCCUCCCAUAAAUCCCCAACCACGUGCAAAUUUGUAGAGCUUUGGAUGCUUUUUUAAGUGUACUCUCCCUUCUAGUGACACUGGCGCAAGGUUUCAUUUCCCACCUCCAAGCCUUUGCAUCUGCUGUCUCCCAUGGCUAUAAUGCACUCCCUCCUCACCUUCACCUCUUGGAAUCCCAAGCUUCCUCCUGAGCACAACUCAGGUGCCACCUGAGGCCUUUCCUGAUGCUGCCCCCCCCAGUUAUUAGUAUUCUCCUCUUCCUAAAAUUACUUUGUAUGUACUUCAUAUUUAUCUCUGUCCAUGUUUAUCUCUUCCCAGUAGAAUGUACGCUCCUUGGGGGGCAGAGGCUGCUUGUUUUUUUUGUCUUUGUAUCUCCAGUGCUUUAGAAUAGUGCCCGGCACACUGUAGGUGUUUAAUAAAUGUUGAAUUGAAUUACA
Molecule: messenger RNA, 3914 nt
Organism: Sarcophilus harrisii (Tasmanian devil)
Lineage: Eukaryota; Metazoa; Chordata; Mammalia; Dasyuromorphia; Dasyuridae
Gene: LAMP2
Product: lysosomal associated membrane protein 2
Exons: 9
Coding region: 130-1383 (417 amino acids)
Cellular component (GO): membrane
Source: RefSeq, a predicted model, not a curated record